AUAAUAUUGUGAGCAACUAGGUAGUGACAUUUUGUCAUGUUAAUGCCUCGUAGUAUUUAUUACAAUUCUAGAACAAUUUCAUGAAACGACUCAUAAGGAAAUUGUUUUUGUAACUGUUUAUACAUUUCACUUGUUAUUAUUAGUUUCAGGUAUUUAAUAUGGAUAGCCCAAGCACGAGUGGUUUAGAAACUACUGUCAGAAGUCUAGAUGGCUCAUUUUUCGAUGACUCAUUUAAUGUGAGCCAUGAAGUUGUUCUUACAUCGACGCCAAUUAAGAAACCACAAGACAGAACUCCUCAAGAAUACUUAUGUGAUAUAUGUGGUGCAGAAUACAAAAGCCAAUCAGGCUUAAGAUAUCACCGCGCAAGCAAACAUGGUAUUGAUGUAAAACAAUGUUCUCAAUGCGAUAUGUCAUUUAGGAGAAUCGAGGAUCUUAAUGAUCAUAUGAUUAGCCAUGGACAGCGACUUCCAUAUACAUGUGAUAACUGUCAAAAAACAUUCCAACAUCUCAAAAGUCUUCGACGCCAUGCGUCAGGAUGUGGAUUGACGGAAGCGUUCAGGUGCAAGACGUGUAACAAAUGCAGAAUUGUUUAAAAUGAAUAUAAAUAUGUUAGACUCGCGCACCC
Molecule: messenger RNA, 625 nt
Organism: Owenia fusiformis
Lineage: Eukaryota; Metazoa; Annelida; Polychaeta; Sabellida; Oweniidae
Source: the annotation of a GenBank genome assembly